AUGGCAGACAUCGAACGAAUUCGAGGUCUAAUACGUGCCAUCCCGGAUUUCCCAAAACCGGGUAUAAUCUUUCAAGACAUUUUCCCAAUAUUUCAAGACCCAAUUGCCGUCGAAUCUUUGAUAACACAUUUAGUGUAUCAUAUCACCUCAACCAUCAACGAAAAGAUUGAUGUGGUAAUUGGUCUUGAUGCACGUGGAUUUCUGUUGGGACCCGUUAUCGCGUUACGAUUAGGUGCAGCUUUUGCGCCGAUUCGAAAGAAGGGAAAGUUGCCAGGGGAGAUAGUUAGCGUAGAGUACGCCAAAGAAUAUGGUGUGGAUACUUUCGAAAUGGAAAAAGAUGCGAUGAAGCCUGGACAGAAUGUGAUUGUGAUAGAUGACUUGAUUGCCACUGGAGGAAGUGCUGCCGCAGCAGGAAUUCUUGUUAAUUCCUUCGGCGCCAAAGUGUUGAAAUAUUUGUUUGUAAUCGAGUUGAUUGAAUUGAAAGGGGCUGAUGUCUUGAAUGCUCCAUUAUAUUCGGUCUUAAAGUAUUAA
Ambispora leptoticha is the source of this 531-nucleotide messenger RNA. NCBI's taxonomy places the organism in Eukaryota, Fungi, Glomeromycota, Glomeromycetes, Archaeosporales, Ambisporaceae. The record is from the annotation of a GenBank genome assembly.